AUGGGCCUCUACUCCUUCACCUUGGCCGGCGGUGGCUACAUCCUAAUCGGCGCUUGGGAAUCCCUCCGCCCAAUCUCCGCCGCUGACCCAUCGUCCAAAUUAGAAACUUUGAGAACCGCGAAUUCAAACCCAGAUGCCGGUUCUUCUUGCACGUCUCCGUUGACGUACGCCGCCGUCUGCCUCUUCUCCUUCCUCUUCAUGGCCGACUCACUGAUCUCCCUCUUCAGUGCCGUUGACUCCAACGACGGAAUCGGCUCCGCCCUCCAGUUACAAAUGCUCCCGAUCGCCGCUCUCUUCUUCCUCUACUCGAUUCUGGGUUUAGCAACCGAGUUCUCCAUAACCAAGAUUCGGUUCCCUUCCAAGCUCCUCAAUCUAAUCGCCCUCUUCGGCUUCGUCGAAGAAUUCCUCCUCUACUACCUGCAAAAGAAGGACAAGACCGGGAUUGAGAACAGGUACUUCGACCUCCUCCUCGUUCCCAUCGCGAUUUGCAUCUUUUCAACUCUUCUCGAAUUGAAACCAUCUGGGUCAGAAUCAGAAUCGAGUUGCUACCCGAGAUUGGGCCGUGGGUUCGGGUUGAUUCUGCACGGGACGUGGUUUGUGCAAAUGGGGAUCUCCUUUUACUCCAAUUUGAUUGUUCAGGGAUGCCACUUGCGAGCCAAGAGUAGAGGGAACUAUACCAUAGCUUGUAAAGGCCAUCCCGAGUACCAUAGGGCUAAUGGGAUUGCUACACUUCAGUUUAACUGCCAUCUAGCGUUGAUUGUGGUCUUGGCUUCUGCUUUGUACUCGAGUAUAGUGAAGAAGAUGGGUGGAAGAAACUAUAGGCCUCUAGGUGCUACUGCAGAAAUGGUGCAGAUGGAAAGUGGUGGUGGAACGUUUACUCUGGAGUCUGAUGACGAUGAAAUUAGAGAAGAGGAGAAUGAGAACAAGGAGUUGAGAGUAGGAACUAAUGGUUAUGGUUCUCAUGACUAA
Linum tenue is the source of this 969-nucleotide messenger RNA. The record is from the annotation of a GenBank genome assembly. Lineage: Eukaryota; Viridiplantae; Streptophyta; Magnoliopsida; Malpighiales; Linaceae.